Rattus norvegicus (Norway rat) is the source of this 2280-nucleotide messenger RNA. The record is from RefSeq and is a predicted model, not a curated record. NCBI's taxonomy places the organism in Eukaryota, Metazoa, Chordata, Mammalia, Rodentia, Muridae.
UCAAGGCUGUUCCCUCCUUUCUCGACUGUCAGAUUCAGGGUAUCUGGUCUUCUGAUGAGGUCUUUGAUGCAUUUGGAUCGGCGUUUGUCCAAGUUCCCAGCCUAUUCAGAACGUUGGGUCUGUCUAUAACCACGUGUCUGCUGUUGCACUAGCCGACCCAUCUUGUCUGACAUUUCUAUCGUGAAGCAUGCGGGAUCCACAGCUGAGUAGGACUUUGGGGCUUAAUUCUCCCGAACAUUCUUAGCUGCAACUUCUGGCACUUCAGGGAGGGGAGACUUUGGACCCAGGCCUAGCUUUAUUUCUCCAAGUCAGCAGCCAAAAUGUAAAGCCUCUUCAGCAAUAGGAUGUUACCUUUCAUGUCUGGAAUGGAGCCCAUUGUGGCGAUAGCCUUUGUGUUUUAGGGCUCCUAGGGCCUCUGUGGCCAACAACUCCUAGAGAGGUUACCUGUUCUUAACACCAGCAUUCCCAAUUGACCACCUUACAGCUUCUGGGUGUGUAUUCUUUAGCAUUUACAGGCAUGGAGCUUUGCAAACUUACCCCUAUCACUGUGCCUUACCCAACCAUAAAGCUCCCGAGAAUUCCACAGUAGCACCUGGUCUUUACUCCCAUUGUGAACUAAUGUCCCAUGCUGGCUUCUUCAGGUACACUCACAUGCCUCUUAAAUGAGUCUACAAAUCUGCAAAACACUCAAGGUUAGCCCUGUGCUGUCUUUAUGCAAUAAAACCUUUCUACACAGGAUGGGCAGACCAGUGAUCUGAUCCCGACCCACCAUCCCAUAAUGAGUAGUGAGACUGUGGAGACAACCCUGGUGAAGCACGUGAAAGUUGGUUGUCAUCUGCUUUAAGCCGUGUCAGGCGAUCACAGACGUUCACUAAGGAGACACUAAAUCAAAGCAAAGUCUAACAGCUGGGCAGACUUUAUCCACUGGCAUCAGCUCUGCCCUCCACAGAGCCAUGUUGGGUGCCAUAGCAUGGACAGGAGGCACUGGCUUAGCCUCCACAACCCUCAGGCACGCUCUCUGAACCACUGCACUUCCACACCUUGGAGUGCUCCCCGCAUUUCCCUACCUUUGAUGAAUUUGGUAAGGGUGGCUCAGUCCUGCCCAGGGUCAAGGUGCCCCUUGACUUUCUGACGCCCCAUACUUUCUGCUCUGGUUGGUUCCCUGUGUCAGGGAGUCUCUGGUUUGGCACUGUGGCUGGAGCUGCAACUGUGGCCUCCAUGGCCUCCAUCUACCACUCCUGGCUGCUGGGGGAGGCACUAGCUUGGCAAACUGUCUAUACCUCUAGCACCAUUUUUUUUUUGAGACAGGUGCUCUGGUGGACAUUUUUCUUUCGGGGUGUUCCGGGAGGAAAGACUAUCUCUUCUCACAAGUCUCAGAUCACAAUCCAUCACCGAGGGACAUCACACAUGUCUAAAAAGAUAGAAUAUGCCUGGGUGGAGAAGCACUUUGGCCCUGACUUUCUAGAACAAAUUGUGUUGACCAGAGACAAGACCGUGGUCUCUGCCGACCUUCUCAUAGAUGACCGGCCAGACAUCACAGGGGCCGAGUCACACCCCAGCUGGGAGCACAUCCUCUUCACCUCCUGCCACAACUACCACCUGCAGCUGCAGCCCCCUCGCCGCAGGCUGCACUCGUGGGCAGAUGACUGGAAGGCCAUCUUGGACAGCAAACGGCCACGCUGAGGGCUGUGCUGCACCUGUCUGGUGGUCCAGUGUGGGGCUCACAGCUCAUGACUGGACAGCAAACACCCCGCUGAGGGCUGUGCUGCAGUUUCUGGUACUUCCCAGAGGACCCAGUGAACACUUCGGUCAAAACAACUUCCGACACACGUCCCUUCUCCCCCUAGCCCAGCAAGGCCUUAACCUGGUAUUGGGACAGGGCUGGAAGAAAGGCACGCACUCCAGACAAGUUGGUCUGACCUCAGGCAGAGGCUCCCCACCACUGCCUCUCACUGCGCACAAUAGGUGUGUUCUCUGAGACGUGAGAGUACCCUGGUCCAGGACCUGCAAGGCGUGGAGUGCCAGGGAUAGAUGACAGAGGUUCCCUCGGCAGGCAUGUGUCCCUCUACCUCUACUGUAGAAUCUCGUCCAGCCUACCUACUCAGUCUCUGUGGCUUGCCAAGGCCACCAGGCUCUUUUGGAGGCCAACAGUGACCCUGCCUAUGGCCAGUGCCAUGGUCUCUUGCUCUGGUGUCCCUAGAUCCCAUUCAUGGCCCAGAAAGGAGUCAGCAGGCUCGAAUAUUUGUUGACGACAUGAGAAAUAAAUGCUGUUCACAUUUA